AGAGCAGGACAAGAGAUACGGACAGGAGCGGCCCCUCGAUGCGCUGGAGCUCAGACACACACUCACAUGCACACACACACCCACACACACUCCCACACACUGCCCGAACUCUAAUCUCCAUUUCGGGAAGUUUUACACCUCGGAGCCGCAGUCUGCUUUUUCCUGCACAAACCACGGGCACUACGGGCCUGCGCUCCGUUUUUAAAGUGGACCUAACACCGCCUUACUUUCUGGACAUGGGAGACAUGGGGGACCCACCAAAAAAAAAACGCCUCGUGUCUUUGUGCGUGGGCUGCGGGAAUCAGAUCCACGACCAGUACAUCCUGCGCGUGGCGCCCGACCUCGAGUGGCACGCGGCGUGUCUCAAAUGCGCCGAGUGUAACCAGUAUCUGGACGAGUCGUGCACUUGCUUUGUCCGGGACGGCAAGACGUACUGUAAACGCGACUACAUCAGACUCUACGGAAUCAAAUGCGCAAAGUGUAACAUCGGUUUCAGCAAGAACGACUUUGUGAUGCGCGCUCGCGCUAAGGUCUAUCACGUGGAGUGUUUCCGGUGCGUGGCGUGCAGUAGGCAGCUGAUCCCAGGUGAUGAGUUCGCGCUCCGGGAGGACGGUCUGUUCUGCCGAGCCGAUCACGACGUGGUGGAGAGAGCCAGUAUGGCGCCUGGGGAGCCGCUCAGCCCCCUGCACCCAGCUCGGCCCUUACAGAUGGCAGCAGAGCCAAUCUCAGCGCGGCAGCCCGCGUUGCGUCCGCACGUGCACAAGCAGCCUGAGAAGACGACGCGCGUGCGCACGGUGCUUAACGAGAAGCAGCUGCACACUCUGCGCACGUGCUACAACGCGAACCCGCGGCCCGACGCGCUCAUGAAGGAGCAGCUCGUGGAGAUGACGGGCCUGAGCCCGCGGGUCAUCCGCGUCUGGUUUCAGAACAAACGCUGCAAGGACAAGAAGCGCAGCCUGCUGAUGAAGCAACUCCAGCAGCAGCAACCCAACGACAAGACGAACAUCCAAGGAAUGACGGGAACUCCAAUGGUGGCCACCAGUCCAGAAAGACACGACGGUGGAUUACAGGCGAACCCGGUGGAGGUGCAGACUUAUCAGCCACCAUGGAAGGUCCUGAGCGAUUUUGCACUGCAGAGUGACAUCGACCAACCGGCUUUUCAGCAACUGGUGAAUUUUUCUGAAGGAGGACCAGGGUCGAAUUCAACAGGGAGUGAAGUGGCAUCCAUGUCCUCGCAACUGCCAGACACACCGAACAGCAUGGUGGCCAGUCCCAUCGAGGCCUAGACGAGUCGGAUUAAUCUUCCUUUCCACAAUCGGAGGAGGAGGAAAAGAAAAAAAAAAGCGGGUGGUUGAGUCUCUGUUUCACCGAGGCUACACUCCCGAGUAACACCGACACACCUCCAAUUCCGCGGGGCUUCUCCACCCAGACCAGCCCUGGCAUGGUCGCGUUUAUACACUGUGAUGACAAUCGUGGGAACAAAAGGCGCUCUAGUGAAAAGACACUUCACGACAAGACGAGCAUUACCGGAAGUCGCUAACAUCCGGCGGAAGUAGACCUGCACCGGGUCAGUCAAAAUGUCCUUUCCUCCGACUUUUAGACCUACACUACACAGGAACUGGUGGAACUGGUCGGCUAGAUUUUUUUUGUUUGUUUUUUUGCCAAACAACCCGAGACGAUUUUGCGCUUGUCUUUUUUUUUCCUUUCUUUUGACAAAUCAGCGAACCUCAUAGGUCUCAUUUUCCUAAGAGGACUCUGAAUCUGUACAACGCAGCAUGAGCGGCCCAAACAAACUGCUGACUCGGCACUCGGGCUCUCUAAAACAGCUCGAAGUGAGAUUUAUUCACUGCGUACUGACAGUGUGAGGACGGCCUGGCAGCCGAGUCGAACCGCUUUCAUUAUUAUUAUUAUUAUUAUUAUUAUUAUUAUUAUUAUUAUUAUUAUUAUACCUACAGCUGGUUUUGUUAUAUGGUCUCUUUUUAGGCCUUAGUGGGCCCCUAAAUCAUUGCAACAAGGUAUACCUCUAUUCGACCACAAGCUGCGUGGGAAAUUUACGUGUAUGUGUCCGUCCGAGAUUAUUAUUAUUAUUAUUAUUAUUAUUAUUAUUAUUAUUAUUAUUAUUUCCCAAAGAUGUGUAUAGUUUUAAGUUAAUAUG
Neoarius graeffei (lesser salmon catfish) is the source of this 2155-nucleotide messenger RNA. It is a transcript of the gene isl1a, whose product is annotated as ISL LIM homeobox 1a. The coding region runs from base 39 to 1286 and encodes 415 amino acids. Gene Ontology annotation, molecular function: DNA-binding transcription factor activity, RNA polymerase II-specific; cis-regulatory region sequence-specific DNA binding. Gene Ontology annotation, biological process: positive regulation of transcription by RNA polymerase II; axonogenesis; neuron fate specification. Gene Ontology annotation, cellular component: nucleus. The transcript has 6 exons. NCBI's taxonomy places the organism in Eukaryota, Metazoa, Chordata, Actinopteri, Siluriformes, Ariidae. The record is from RefSeq and is a predicted model, not a curated record.